AUGGGCCUUUCUAUUGGCCCUGACUUCCAGAAGAGUCUGAAGGUUGAAAUAAUCCCAUGCACACUCAUGAAUAAGCUACAGCUGGGAUCCUUCCCCAAGAUCAACUGCUUCAUGCAAAAUUGGCACCAGCUAGAAAACCUCUCCAACUUCACCAAGGCCAUGAUUGGCUACAGCUUGAACUCUGCAGGCCUGUUCAAGGCCAAAGACCUGUUUGAGAGUGGAAACAUGACACAUGUGCUGGUGUCUCUUCUGGCUCUGGCAGGGAAGGUUAAGACAAAGGGGCCACGGCCUAGUGUGGACAUCAGCAUCAAGCACUCAGAGAAGCAGGAGCGGAACUUCGGUGACACCACUAUGAAGGCAGACCAGUGUGUUAUUGGGUUUCAGAUGUGCUCCAAGAAGUGUGCCAGCCCGGUGGGCAUGACAGCCCCCAGGACCCAGUGGCACAUCUCUGACACUAAGCUGGGGACCAACAAGUGUGACAACUCAUCCAUGUCUCUGCAGAUGGGCUAUAUGCAGGACAUCAGCCAGAGUGGCCAGGUCUUUGGCCUGGGCUGGCAUAUAUGA
Pteronotus mesoamericanus is the source of this 564-nucleotide messenger RNA. RefSeq names its product calponin-2-like. Bases 1 to 564 code for a protein of 187 amino acids. Lineage: Eukaryota; Metazoa; Chordata; Mammalia; Chiroptera; Mormoopidae. Gene Ontology annotation, molecular function: actin filament binding. The record is from RefSeq and is a predicted model, not a curated record. Gene Ontology annotation, biological process: actomyosin structure organization; actin filament organization. The transcript has a single exon. Gene Ontology annotation, cellular component: actin cytoskeleton; focal adhesion.